Messenger RNA from Polychytrium aggregatum, 1248 nucleotides. RefSeq lists its product as uncharacterized. Gene Ontology annotation, biological process: hippo signaling; positive regulation of transcription by RNA polymerase II. Gene Ontology annotation, molecular function: protein binding; transcription coactivator activity. Bases 1 to 1104 code for a protein of 367 amino acids. NCBI's taxonomy places the organism in Eukaryota, Fungi, Chytridiomycota, Chytridiomycetes, Polychytriales. The transcript is spliced from 6 exons. Gene Ontology annotation, cellular component: nucleus; cytoplasm. The record is from RefSeq and is a predicted model, not a curated record.
AUGCCCGGCGUUCUGGUCAAUCCCGAUGGCGAUGAGCCUGGAGGCGAGAAGCGCCACGAUACUCCUAGUGCCCCGAUCGAGCACCCUGUCCUCAACGAUGCCCUCAAGUUCGAGAAGCAGACCCUCGAGCGCAUCAACAAGGACUCAAAGUCCCGGUUCAUGCUUCCGCCCAUCAACCACCCGGGCGAAGGCGAUUUCCCGUCCCGGUCAACGACUUCGUCUGCGGGUUCGCUGGGCGCCGGCUCAUCCAACCCUCUUCUCCCCUCCCACUCGCAACUCAUGUCGCUGUCCUCGGUCGGUGCUUUAUCGGGCCCGUCCUCGGUGCUGGGGCACGGUGGAUUCUAUCCGCAGUCCCCGGGCUCGGGCUCCAGCAGCCUGGCAGUGAGCACGCUGUCGUCGUCGUCCUCGGGAGUCAGUGGCAAUCCCAAGGAGAGUUCAGCCAUGGGCUCGGCCCUUGGAAUCAAGUCGACGAGUGUGGCCCCGCUCUUUGCGGAGAGCGACGAGCGAUAUCACAAACGUGGGUCGCUGUCCAAGAUCAGGAUCGACGACGACCUCAGCCAUCGCUUGAGCCUGUCGACUCCGCCGUAUUCUGUCUGUGUCCCGGCCCUGGACAAGUCCAGAAGCUCCGGCAUAGCAGCCACCGGCACUGGUAACAGCUGCACCGCCGGGACUGGGAGUGGUGCCGGCACCGGUGCAGGCGCUUCCUCGUCCUCCUCCACCGCCAUCGGCAACGCCAGCGUGGUUCCUCUGCCGGACGGAUGGCAGGAGGCUUGUACCAAAGACGGCCGGCCGUAUUUCAUCGAUCACAACACGCGGACAACCACUUGGUCAGAUCCACGAACGCUUACCUCGACGACCAAAUAUCGGGUCAAGGAUCAACAAGGCAACAUCCAGGAGAUGGUUCUCCCGCCCAAGCACCAGAAGGGCGAGCUUUCAAAGUCCCAAUCCACGCUGAUUCGCAAGUCCGAUCCGGAUGAGGAGUUCUCACACGCUGGCAGCCAGCCCAACCGAUCUUACUUCUUUGAGGAUCCACGGAAAAAGGCCGAGGAGCGGAUUCGCAAGAAACUGCGGGAGAUGAAGGACUCGGACGCGAAAGCCAAGUGAAUCGACCCUCGGCGGCAGCAGAUCCCGGCAUGUGUCGUCGCCUCUGUCGACGCAUCCCCGCACCAGGGUUGCUCAUGCCGAUGCAUGGUCAGGAUUGUCGCCCCGGACUCGUGUGUUCUUCUUUCCUCCCCCCUGAGGCUGCUC